GCAACUGAUAGCUGAUUUGUCUUCAUCUCUUAUUAGGGUCCAGCCGGUUUAAUGGCGGCCGCGUCUUUGGCACGUUAUGGCAUCCACAAUGUCCGGAUCAUUGACAAGCGAGGCACUAAGGUCUUUACGGGUCAAGCCGAUGGACUCAACCCACGAUCCUUAGAGGUCUUUCAAGCACUUGGAAUGGGCGCUCGUUUGUUUGAAGAGGUUAAUCAGCUAGGCGAGAUCUGCUUCUGGAAUCCCGACUCUGAGGGAAAAAUUGGUCGGACUGCCCGAAUCCCUGAUACCAUUCCAGGUAUCUCGCCAUAUCAACAAUCAGUUGUACACCAAGGGAGAAUCGAGCGCAUGUUCCUGGACAAAAUUUCAGAAUGGUCAACACCCUCGUCUUCCGACAAGUCAGAAGGCACAGAUCUUGUCGCUGCCCUCCCUCGCAUGAAAGUAGAGAGAGCUGUUUGUCCCGAAAUGCUCACUUUACCACCCUUGACAGCCUCGGCAUUGUCUGAUUCUCCGGAGGAACGCAUCGUCGUCCGACUUCGUCACCUCACUCAAGAAGAAGCCCAACCUGCACAGUUUUCACCUAUGGCUGCAGAUGGAAUCUUCCGUUCCAACAUGUUUCAAGAUGACGCGUUGGAUGUAAAUCCAGUCGGAUUUCCCAGUGAAGAGGUUAUUGAAGAAGUCCGGUGCCGAUUUGUGAUAGGCGCCGAUGGGGCUAGGAGUUGGACUCGGCAAGCCAUCGGGUAUGAGUUGGUCGGCGAGAGUGACGACUUUUUCUGGGGUGUUUUGGAUGGGGUUCCGAUCACAAACUUUCCUGAUAUCAGGAUGCGAUGCGCAAUUCAUUCGGCUCAAAGUGGUUCAGUCAUGAUCAUACCCCGAGAGCAGGACAUGGUUCGGCUUUAUAUCCAGAUACCUCAACCUAAAAAGGGCACCAGACCCAAUCGUGCGGAUGUCACCCCCGAUAGAUUAAUGAAGGCAGCCCAAUCAAUCUUGGCGCCUUACACGAUUGAUAUCCCGAAGAUCGAAUGGUACACUUGCUAUGAAAUUGGGCAACGGUUGGCCAACCAUUGGGUGUGGAACGAUCGCGUCUUCAUUGCCGGUGAUGCAUGUCAUACUCACUCCCCCAAAGCCGGCCAAGGAAUGAACAUCUCAAUGGCGGACACAUUCAACUUGACUUGGAAGCUAGCGCAUGUCCUUCAAAAAACGGCCCACCCUAGCAUUCUGAAAACCUAUGAAAUAGAGAGAAGCCAAGUCGCAAACGAAUUGAUAGAAUUUGACCAAAAGUUUGCUCGGCUGUUUUCAGGAAAACCAGCAAAAGACGUACUCGACGAAUCGGGCAUCUCUAUGGAAGAAUUCCAAAGAACAGUCCAGAGAGGGAAUAUAUUCUCCAGUGGCACUUCGGUUGACUACCCUUCCAGCUCACUAGUAUCGAAGAAUGAAAGACGGCAAAUCGCAAAUGAACUCGCCAGCAAGCUUCCCAUCGGCCCUCGUCUUUAUAGUCACCAAGUAGUCGGGGUGGCUGAUGCUAAGCCGUACAUGUUAGGGGAUCUGGCUUGCGCGGAUGGCCGGUGGAAAAUUUUGCUCUUCGGCGGAGAUGUAAAGAAAUAUUCUGGCUGCAGGCUUCGUUUGGAAAAGCUCUGCGGGUUCUUGGCUAACGACCCGGCCAGCCCUAUCAUGAAGUACACCCCCAAGGAUGCCAACUUGGAUUCAGUUUUCAACUUCCUCACCAUCUUGGCUUCACCACGCGUUCAACUAGAGUGUGAAGAUUUUCACGACAUCCUUCGGCCAAAGCUGGGCAAGAACGGUUUCCAGACUUACAAAAAGAUAUUCUCCGAUGACGAAAGCUACCACCGAGGACACGGAAAGAUAUACGAGAAUUAUGGAAUCGACCCCAAAGUCGGAUGUAUGGUGGUGGUUCGGCCGGAUCAAUAUGUCUCGCUGGUGACGGAAAUAGAGGAUCACAAUGGACUAGCUUCUUUUUUCGAUUCUUUUAUGCUGCCUGCUGGGAACUCUUCAUCUAGCUUUCAAGCUCCAGUCUCGCAAAGUACGAUGUAAGGCUAACUUGCUCAAUUUAAUCGAUCGUUCGCCUUUUUCUUCAAACAUCGAACCUCUCUGAGUUCACCUAAUUUGUUAGUGUAAGGAUUAGUAUAGUUUUUGAACCUCUCAAUUCCUCAGUGUAAUGUACUGUACCAGUCUAGAUGUAGAAGUAAACUUUGAAGUAAUGUUUAAGUAUGUAAAACACCCUCAAUAACUUGAUGAGUAUCAUUGUUGGCAAGGGGCGCAGAGAUACCAAGUUCUCUGCCUAU
This is a messenger RNA of Puccinia graminis f. sp. tritici CRL 75-36-700-3, 2300 nucleotides long. RefSeq lists its product as uncharacterized. NCBI's taxonomy places the organism in Eukaryota, Fungi, Basidiomycota, Pucciniomycetes, Pucciniales, Pucciniaceae. The record is from RefSeq and is a predicted model, not a curated record. Bases 52 to 2049 code for a protein of 665 amino acids. Gene Ontology annotation, molecular function: FAD binding. The transcript has 10 exons.